Messenger RNA from Triticum turgidum subsp. durum (durum wheat), 456 nucleotides. NCBI's taxonomy places the organism in Eukaryota, Viridiplantae, Streptophyta, Magnoliopsida, Poales, Poaceae. The record is from the annotation of a GenBank genome assembly.
AUGCUGUCCACGCUCAGGAGGAAGCUCGGCAGAAUGCUCGUCAAACUAGUCGGCAUUGAUGUCGAGUACAUGCACUACAUGAAGCCACAACGGGCAGCAGUGCUCCAACUAUGCAUAGAACAAGAGUGCCUUGUCUACCACAUCUCUGCAGCUAAAGACAUGCCAAUGGAACUGGAAAAAUUCCUCAUGAAUGAUGAAUACACCUGCGCCGGAUUCACCAUUGAAGUAGACAAAAAUAAGUUGAAGCUAUCUGGCUUGGAGAUCAACUCUGAUAACUACAUUGAUAUUCAAGUGGAAUGGAGAGACCCAUACAAGAAAAAUAAAUUUGACUCUUUAGCUGAUGCUGCCGGCAGGCUGAUCAACAUUCACUACUAUGACAUGAAGAACAAAAUCAACAGCGAUGAGGACCAUACUCUAUGGGUGUUUUGCCCGCUACUAGACAAGCUUAUCAAAUAG